Molecule: messenger RNA, 2808 nt
Organism: Rhodamnia argentea
Lineage: Eukaryota; Viridiplantae; Streptophyta; Magnoliopsida; Myrtales; Myrtaceae
Product: inactive poly [ADP-ribose] polymerase RCD1-like
Exons: 10
Coding region: 585-2504 (639 amino acids)
Molecular function (GO): NAD+ poly-ADP-ribosyltransferase activity
Source: RefSeq, a predicted model, not a curated record
AAGACCGACCUUUCACACGCUUGGAGCGGGGGAAUCAAAAUGGCUCGCGAGGUCGCCGACUAGGGCUCAAGCCGUUUAGCCACUGGCUUCUUCCUCGUCGUGGUCUCGUCGCUCGUCGCUCGUCGCUUAACGGCGUCGUCUCCUCCUCUUACUGUUCCUCUCGUUCGUUCGUGCCUCCCGAUCUAGGGUUUCGAUCGAUUUCCGUCCGGCCUUGGGGCUGCCUAAUCGACGGCGGUUCACCUAUCGACUAGUCCUAUCGUUUGUUUGUUUUCUGAUCGGAGCUGAUUUCUUUGUUUUCUCUUACGAUUUUCGUAUGUUUUUAGGGGCUGUCCUUUUUAAGGCGUUACAGCGAUCAAAGGGGAUGACUUUUUCUGUGAAUAUAAUUGCAACAGAUAUUGAGACGAUGAAUAUGUGCAGAAUGGACUUUAACACCUACACUUGGUCUCUUCAGCAAUCUUCAGUGGCGGCGCUGUCACUCUGAGGUGCACCUGAGCCAGGCUAUUUGUCGAACUUGCCGUGCAAGCUUGUUUUGCUUUCGAAUUUGAACUCGUCAAUAGUGAUUGAUCUAGUACAAGCAGAUAGAAAUGCAAGCCGAAAUCGGAAAGGUGUUGGAUAGUGAUGGUAAGCAAAGAAUCUCGCUCCAAUUGAAGCGAAAGCGAGCAGUUGGCAUUGCUGAUGUUGCUUGCAAAGUUCCGCACUCCUGCGAUAUAUCAUCUACUAAUAAGCAUGGAAAACGAAGGAAAGUUGACUGCUUCAAAAGCACUGCCAGCUGUCCGUUUCCUUUUGGAAAAUCUAUUGCUAGAUACUAUUAUAAUUUCAUGAAGAGUGGGGUUCCGCGACGUUUGAUGUACUAUCAAAAUGGUGACUGGACUGAUUUCCCCCAGACUCUAAUUGGCUUGAUCAAGGAGGAUCUGAGCAAGAAGAAGGCCGCCAUCGAGGUGAAUUUUGGUGGUGAUCAUUUUCUGCUAGAUUUCUUGCACAUGUUUCGACUAGACUUGGAAAGUAAUAUGCAGCAACCUAUUGCUUGGAUUGAUGAAGCCGGUAGCUUCUUUUUUCCAGAAACCUUUGCCAGCGAGUGCUGUCAACAUAAAUGCUUUGAUCUACCAGAGCCUAUGCAUAGGGAUGGGCCUUGCGAAUUGAAGCUGCAACUCGAGAUUGAUAUAAGUGGCAUAGAUCAAUUUAAGCUAAAGGAAUGUAGUGGGGAGUCAACUACUCCCAACAAGCAAAUCCAGAAAUCAGUCAAUGACUGCAUGUCUAUGGAAGUCGAAGAUAGCUGUGACAGGAAACACCAAGUGAAAUUGGUUGAAACUGUUGGUGAGAACAAGCAGAUGGAGACAGAAGUGGCCUCUAGGAUAGAACUCGAUGCUAUGAAACUGGAUUUUGAAACAGCGCGGAAGAUUUUCCUUACAGGCAUGGGUCCUACUGCUGUGGACAUUCUUCAUACGCACCACUGCUCAAGUGAACCAAUGCAAGAUCAGUUAGAGCUUUUCCAGAAGCAAAUUGAGAUCACCAAGAAGCGCCGGGGAACGGCAAAUAUUAAGCAUGCUUGGCUUGCUGUCCCAAAUGCGAUAUUGCCGACUCUUAAGGCACAUGGGCUUGGAAAUUGUGGAGCACUGAUAACUAAGCCCACUCGUGGCAUUGGUGUGCAGCUUGCAGCUGCAAACUGUAUUCAGAUCAGUGCAAAUACUUGUGAUGUUGACGAAAAUGGGAUUCGACACUUGGUGCUUUGCCGUGUAAUAAUGGGAAACAUGGAGGUCGUACAUCCUGGAUCUACACAGUGUUAUCCAAGUGGCGAGGGCUUUGAUAGUGGAGUAGAUGAUCUUCAAAACCCCACACGUUAUGUAGUCUGGACUAUGAACAUGAACACCCACAUUUAUCCAGAAUAUGUUAUUAGCUUCAAGGUCACAUUGAAACCUGAAGGAGAUCUGAUUGGAACUAGGAGUAACCGUACUGCAUUGAGAAUUGCAAGGUCUUUCCAGGAGCCUCAAACAGACUCGUCUGCUGUUGACUCAGAAAGUAGUAGCCAUCCACCUUCAGACAUUAUGGAACAUCAGGGGAAAGCUCCUACAAUGGGUUCCAGCACUCCUAAGACUCCUAGAUCCCCCUGGAUGCCUUUUCCUGACUUGUUUGCUGCUAUUUCUGACAAAGUUACUCAUAAAGACAUGGAUUUGGUGAAUAAUCACUAUAGCCUGUUCAGGGCAAGGAAGAUCACGCGGGAUGAUUUUGUCAAGAAGUUGAGACUUAUAGUUGGUGAUGAUUUAUUGAGAUCUACUAUAACUGGUCUUCAGUGCAAGGUAACCUCUGCUCACAACUUUCGCUCCAUUUGGGGCAACUUCCUUGAGAAUAUUCAUCAAAAUGGCGAAAUAUCAUGUUACAUUGGAGAGUAUGUCCCAUCAGGCUAUUGUCAGAUCAUAUCCUUCUUCACUUGUAAGUUUCUCUCCCUUGAAGUCACAUCCCUCGAUGAGUACUUGAUUGUGUCAUUUGCUGUUUGCAGACUCCUCUGAAGUGUGAGGUGGAUCAGAAAGCAGGAGGUCCAGGUGGAUUUUGAUUGUCCUCGUCUGGUGCGGAGACCUGUUUGCAAUCCUUUCAAGAUCUUUGACGAUGGGAUUACUGAAUGCUGCGGUCCGCAAAUGCGUCGACAUGAAGUGAAUGUUAUCUUUUCCUCUCCUCUGGUAGCAAUAUCAUAGGUUUUGCAUGUUGAAACUUGUAUAGCUUAGUCUCAUAAAUUUCCUAUAAAGAUCUUACUAGGAGAUUGUUAGAUUGCGAUAAAGUGUUGGUUGAAACUGGAGAGCCGCGACUUUUGGAAUU